AUGAGCCUGGAAACAGGCGCUUCACUUAUCACGUUGUCGCUGCUACUAAACAAAAUCAGUGGCCUGUAUGGCCUGCUGGCUCUGUUGACCGGCUACCACCUUUCGCCCGUGCAACUGUCUAUGUACUUGUACUCCCUCGUCGCCCUCGGCCUCGCCACCCUCCUCUUCCCGCACAUCCGCAAACAAUCGCCCCUGCAGUGUCUCACCCUUGCCUGGCUGUAUUUAAUCGACAGUUUGGUCAACGCCGCCUACACGGCUGCUUUUGGCGUGACUUGGUUCGUCUUGGUGUCACAGCAAUAUGACGGUAGCGCCGCCACCUCCAGCCCCGGCAAGGAGACGAUCGAGCAGACUGCCGGCUUCACCAGCCCCAAAUAUGACGCUGCCUACGUUGAGAUUCAGAACACCAAGGAGGGCAACAACUUCGUCGCCCACCCGCCCCGUAGCGCCGACCAUCUCAGCAACGCCGUCCUCCAACCCGAGAGUUUCCAGAGUAUCAUUUUCAUCACGCUGCUGUGGAUGAUGCGCGCCUACUUUGUCCUGGUGAUGCUUGCCUUUGCCCGCCAGACCCUUCGCCUCUGGAUCGCCCUCCCCCGUCACACACAACUCCCGACCCACAGCCGUAAUGCCUCGGUGGCCAGCAUGGCUGACAUCGACCGUGAGCCCUUCUCUCCCUAUAGCCCCGAUGGCCAAGGAUGGCAAGGCAAACUAGGCCGGGUCAUGAUCAGCAUCGGCCGUAACUACUGGCUUGGUGAAGAUGAAGACGGGAGCUGGAUGAAUGGCAUGGGCCACAAAUUCCGCAACCGCACCAACAACAGCGGCAACAACUCGGAGCUGCCGGGCCCUUUGGAGCGUGAGCGACGCCGUCGAUCAGGAACGGGCCCCCCGCAGCCGUCUCGGUCGGUUGUUCGCUCGGCUGCCGCUCAGCAACCGAUCCACGAGCAUGCCCCGGGCAUGAACGUCAAGAUGCAAGACUGGACGGAGCAAAGAUAA
Messenger RNA from Penicillium alfredii, 990 nucleotides. RefSeq names its product inositol phosphorylceramide synthase regulatory subunit KEI1. Gene Ontology annotation, cellular component: Golgi membrane; inositol phosphoceramide synthase complex. Bases 1 to 990 code for a protein of 329 amino acids. The record is from RefSeq and is a predicted model, not a curated record. NCBI's taxonomy places the organism in Eukaryota, Fungi, Ascomycota, Eurotiomycetes, Eurotiales, Aspergillaceae. Gene Ontology annotation, biological process: inositol phosphoceramide metabolic process. The transcript has a single exon. Gene Ontology annotation, molecular function: inositol phosphoceramide synthase regulator activity.